AUGCGAGUGGCCGCGAAUUUAAACAUGCUUUUCACCGAGGUUGAACUAUUGGAAAGGUACGAGAAAGCGGCGGCAGCUGGUUUUAAAGCCGUCGAAGUGUCGCUACCGUAUGGGGAAACGGCUGAGAAUUUGAAGAAAGCCGCUCAAAAGCAUUCGCUACAACAUGUUCUCAUCAAUGCACCACCAGGUGAAGCAUCGACUGGGGCAAAAGGGCUAGCGGCCAUUUGCGAAGAGAGGGAAAUUUUUCGUGAAAGUCUCGAAAAAGCGGUAAAGUAUUCGAAAAUACUCGAAUGCUCGAGAAUUCAUGUAAUGGCUGGUCUUGGUGAUUCGAAAUGCCCACAUGCGCACGACAUUUACCGAGAGAAUAUUCGAUAUGCAUGUCAACGUUUUGAACAAGAUGGUUUAACUUGUCUCAUCGAGCCGAUCAACAGUUAUACAAUACCCGGAUAUUUCUUGAAUAGCUAUGAUCAAGCUCUCUCCAUUAUCAACGAAGUGUCGGCUUCAAAUCUCAAAAUCCUUUUCGAUGUCUUUCACGCACAACAAAUCUGUGGACAGCUCAGUGCAUUGAUUCAGAGACUAAAUCAGAAUAUCGGUCACAUUCAAAUCGCCCAGGUUCCUUCCAGGCUUUCUCCAGACACUCCCGGUGAAAUCGAUUACAACUAUCUCUUUAGUUUAUUAAAAAACACUGUUGACGAUCGUUUCAUUGGAUGUGAAUACAAAGACGGUGCCAAAUUUGAUUGGGUUCAAAGAUAUGGAUUGAAAUUU
This is a messenger RNA of Mesorhabditis belari, 765 nucleotides long. The record is from the annotation of a GenBank genome assembly. NCBI's taxonomy places the organism in Eukaryota, Metazoa, Nematoda, Chromadorea, Rhabditida, Rhabditidae.